AUGUUGAGUAGGCUGUCUAUCCGACCCAAUGCAAUCAAUGGAUCAAGAUCUUCAUCACAAAAGCGUGUCCCGAAAAUUGCAAGUGACGUACCAUCUAAUGGAUCAGCAGAGAGUAGUAACACACAAACAGCAUUAGACGCCGCUAAUGCCGUCGUUGCGGUUGAUGGAAUCGUGACAAAUUUACCGGCAUCGUCCGAUAAAUUUGAUGCAAGGUCGCUAGAUGUUCCUGCUGGUAGCGAAGUAGUAGUCUUGUCGGAUGCUAAUUUGGAAAGACGGCAAAGCAUACGAUCGGAAAGACGCAAAGCUGGUUUUAUAAAGUGCUUGAACGAAGAUGUUGUUCGAAUGGAUGAAUUACGUACACUUGCUUGGGCCGGAGUGCCUGAUGAUCUACGUCCGAUCAUAUGGAUGUUGUUGCUAGGCUAUCUACCUCCAAACAAAGCGAUGAGAAAACAAGCUUUGGCACGCAAACGAGCAGAAUACGUAAGUGGUGUACGGAACGCAUUUCAACGGGGUACAGAAGAAUUGGAUCAGGCGAUAUGGCAUCAAAUCCAUAUUGAUGUUCCUAGGACAAAUCCGGGCAUCCGUCUAUGGCAAAGGGAAGUGACGCAAAGGGCAUUAGAGCGUAUUCUUUAUGUUUGGGCCAUCAGACAUCCGGCGAGCGGCUACGUGCAAGGUAUCAAUGACUUAGCAACACCAUUCUUUGAAGUGUUCUUAGGCGCUUAUAUCUCUACAGAUCCUGAGGAGUAUGACAUUGCGCUCUUACCGCCUGCUGCUUUAGAGGCUCUAGAAGCGGAUACGUUCUGGUGUCUAUCGAAACUUUUGGAUGGCAUUCAGGACAACUACAUCUUUGCACAGCCUGGAAUUCAACGGCAAGUUAGAAGGAUGGGCGAAUUAGUAUCUCGAAUCAAUCCUGCCUUGCAUGGACAUCUGGAAGAUCAAAAUGUGGAAUAUAUGCAAUUCGCAUUUAGAUGGAUGAAUUGCUUAUUGAUGAGAGAAAUGAGCGUUAGAAAUAUCGUUCGAAUGUGGGAUUCGUAUUUGGCAGAAGGACCAGAUGCAUUUUCCGAAUUUCACCUUUUCGUUUGUGCUGCAUUCUUGGAUCGUUGGAGCGAUGAAUUACGUCAAAUGGACUUUCAGGGCAUCAUUAUGUUUUUGCAAAGUUUGCCUACCCAGAAUUGGUCCGCAAAAGAAACUGAAUUAUUGCUCGCAGACGCAUUUGUAAAAAAGAGUCUUUUUGGCGGAACCGCUCAUCUGACCAAUUGA
Molecule: messenger RNA, 1260 nt
Organism: Meira miltonrushii
Lineage: Eukaryota; Fungi; Basidiomycota; Exobasidiomycetes; Exobasidiales; Brachybasidiaceae
Product: RabGAP/TBC
Exons: 2
Coding region: 1-1260 (419 amino acids)
Biological process (GO): activation of GTPase activity
Cellular component (GO): Golgi apparatus
Molecular function (GO): GTPase activator activity
Source: RefSeq, a predicted model, not a curated record